AUGGGGAGCGGCUCCGCCAAGAAGGUGGCCGCGGUGCUGGGCGCGCUCUGCCUGGCCGCCGUGGCCGGCCUCCUCCUCCUCUGCCUGCCCACCCUCCGCGACCCCCCCUCCUUCAAGUAUGGAAUCGUUCUGGAUGCGGGCUCUUCCCACACGGCCAUGUUUGUGUACAAAUGGCCGGCCGACAAGGAAAACGACACCGGGAUCGUCAGCCAGCAUAGCAUGUGCGACGUCAAAGGGGGAGGCAUCUCAAGCUACUCCGAUAACCCCCCGGCUGCCGGCGAGAGUUUGAAGGCAUGUCUGGACCAGGCGCUGAGAGACGUCCCGAAAGAAAGGCACGCGGCCACCCCUCUCUACCUCGGAGCCACGGCUGGCAUGCGGCUGCUCAAUCACACCAGCCCCCAGGUUUCGGACGACGUCUUCAGAGCCGUGACCUCGACGCUGAAGCAGUACCCUUUCGACUUCCGGGGUGCACGGAUCCUGAGCGGAGAGGACGAGGGUGUCUUCGGCUGGGUCACUGCCAACUACCUUCUGGAGAACUUUAUUAAGUACGGGUGGAUCGGGCAGUGGAUCCGGCCCAAGAGGAACACCCUGGGGGCCAUGGAUCUCGGGGGAGCCUCCACCCAGAUCACCUUCGAGACCCGGGAGGAGAUCGAGAGCCGCCCGGCCAACGAGGUGACCUUGAGGCUGUACGGCCAGACCUACAAAGUCUACACCCACAGCUUCCUCUGCUACGGCCGGGACCAGAUCCUCAAGAGGCUGCUCUCCAAGGUGCUGAAGGCAGAAGGCUACACCCUGAAGGUGGACAAUCCCUGUUGGCCGAAAGGCUACCGGCAGAACUUCACCAUGGAAAGUAUCUACAACUCCCCCUGCACGGCUUCCGAGAAGCCCACCAACUAUUUCUCCACCGCCAUGGUGAACAUGAGCGGCUCCGGCAACCCGUCCCAAUGCCGCCGACAUGUCGCCAGCCUCUUCCAGUUCACGGACUGUGCGUACACCCGCUGCUCCUUUGACAGAGUCUUCCAGCCAAAUAUCGCGGGACACUUUAUCGCCUUCUCGGCUUUUUUCUACACCGUGGAUUUCAUCCAGUCGGUGAUGACGAGACAUGUGGCCACCCUGAGGGACCUCGAGGCAGCGGUGGAGGAGCUGUGCAACGCAACAUGGACCGAGCUGUACCAGAAAGCACCGAAUCUGGAGAAGCGGCUGUCCGAUUACUGCCCAACGGCCACCUUCAUCUACCUCCUCCUUCAGCAGGGCUACCAAUUUAAUGCCACCACCUUCCCCAACAUUGCCUUCCAGAAGAAGGCAGGGGACACGUCUAUCGGCUGGGCCCUCGGAUACAUGCUCAACCUCACCAACAUGAUCCCGGCCGAAGCGACCGGUUUCCGGAAGGGCACGGAGUACGGCCCCUGGAUCGGCCUCGUUCUCCUCUUUGUCAGCAUCUUCCUGGUUUCUCUGGUGACUCUCGUGUGCCUGCUGAGGCCUUCGAAGGGACGAGGAGUGAUGUAACCGCAGUACGAGAAUGGAGCCUGGCUGCGUUUGCCUGAGGAUGGGGGGGAGGGAGAGAGGGGCAAAGUCCCUCCACUCCCCUGUUGUAUCCCAUCAUCCUCAGUGGUGCCGCUUCGCAGCUCGACUUCUCCUUGUGGGUCCUCGGCUCGGCUCCUCUGCGGAGCUCACACCUCAUUGCCCCGUGGGGCAAUACCUUGAAAUAAGAGGGGGAACCGCUCAAAGAACAGACACCACACAACGCUCUGUAAAGCAUUGGGAAGAAGCCGUGGAUCCUCGAAAUUUGUGGUCCUCGCUGGACUUUGUCUUCUGUCUCUCGCCUUCUUAAAGUGAUCAGCAAAUAUCUCGUUCGGCAGAAAAGUUUUGUCUCUGUGCGGAAAAAAAAUCGUGGAUGUCCACAACAAUUCUGUUUUUGUGCGUCUGUUGCCAAAACAGAUAGAGAUACUGGAAUUGUUCGAGGUGGGGGCUUUGCUUUGAGUGUCAAGAGGCGGGCGCAGCUACUUACAGGGUUGACAGCGUCUUGGCCAAUGGCCACCUUCACAAGUAAACAGAGGUGCCUUUAAAAAAAUAAUAAUAAUUGAAGUCUGGUUACUUCAGGUAAAAAAGAUCAGGCUUAUUGGGCCAGGGUGGUGUAUGUGUUUCCAAAUUAUAUUGGAUAUUCAGGCACAGAGUGGGAGGGAAGGAAUACAUUGAAUUGGCAUUCAAUUUGGUGUUGAUCUAAUUUGACUCAGUCGCUGAAUCGUGAGUCAUCAUUUACGGAAACCCUCUUAGGUGUUUAACUGGGAUUUUGGGUGGGAUCCAGGACAUUGUUUUCCCCUUGAAGCCUCCCAGAUCGCUCUCUAUCUUAUCUGUAUUUCCCAUCCUCGCGCGAAAACCAAUUUACUUUGACCUCGUGGGUCCAACAUUUUAUCUCUUCUUUGGACGUUGAGUCAUGGCAGCUGGACUUCUCCCUUAUUAAGUUGAAAUGUUUUGCUACUCCUCCGAGUAGCUUCUUCGGUCUGAGGAGAGUUGGCAGGAGGUCCCUGAUUAUCUCCUCCACUUUAGUUUCACUUCUCCCUGGUCUGAAGAGGCUCCUUAGAAGGACAAAGGACUGGGUGGUGAGGGAUAAUCUCACUUCUGCAGUCCUUCUCCAUCCAUUGUCAUGGGUCAUUAAGGGUCGUUAACGGUGGCCUUUCUGCUGUGUGUGGUCCUGAUCCUCCUGGGAAGGGAUGAAAGGGGGGCUUGACCCAUAGGAGACAGAUUGUAUCUAAGGCCUCCACCCCUGUUGAGUGAGGGAUUUCCUGUAUGCA
Messenger RNA from Pogona vitticeps (central bearded dragon), 2792 nucleotides. RefSeq names its product ectonucleoside triphosphate diphosphohydrolase 2 (gene ENTPD2). Gene Ontology annotation, biological process: nucleoside diphosphate catabolic process. Gene Ontology annotation, molecular function: GDP phosphatase activity; UDP phosphatase activity; ribonucleoside triphosphate phosphatase activity. Lineage: Eukaryota; Metazoa; Chordata; Lepidosauria; Squamata; Agamidae. Gene Ontology annotation, cellular component: plasma membrane. The record is from RefSeq and is a predicted model, not a curated record.